Molecule: messenger RNA, 662 nt
Organism: Linderina pennispora
Lineage: Eukaryota; Fungi; Kickxellomycota; Kickxellomycetes; Kickxellales; Kickxellaceae
Product: ribosomal protein L36A
Exons: 1
Biological process (GO): cytoplasmic translation
Cellular component (GO): cytosolic large ribosomal subunit; ribosome
Molecular function (GO): structural constituent of ribosome
Source: RefSeq, a predicted model, not a curated record
UCACAUUAAAAUGCCUGCCUCUGGAAUCGUCGCUGGUGCCAACUCGGGCCACAUCACCGCUCGCCGCACGCUCGCCGCUCGCCCGGCGAACAAGAAGGGUGUAUGUAUCGAAGGAGAAUGGAUUCGUAUCCAUCAGAAAAUGCGGACGGAGCAAAAAUGAAAUGCAGAGAGAAUCCCAUGGGAGGAAUUUCGAAUUUGCAUGGAGGAGCCCUGGACAAAAUUGCUAAUCGCAUUUGCAUGCUCACACCCCUUGUAGAACACCCACUCGAAGCACAACGCGUUCGUGAAGGAUCUGGUCCGUGAGGUCGUUGGUUUCGCCCCGUACGAGCGCCGCAUCAUGGAGCUGCUGAAGAACUCGCGUGAUAAGCGCGCCCGUAAGCUCGGCAAGAAGCGUCUUGGCACCCUUCGCCGCUCGAAGGCUAAGGUCGAGGAGCUGUCCAACAUCCUGGCUGCCGCUCGCCGUCACUAAGUUGAGAGUGUCUUUGUUUUCUAAUAAGAAAUACGGACAUUACAUUGUGCUGAUUCAUCCACCAAACAGCCUCUGCCCCAUUCUGUGCCUAUGAUAUCCAGUUCAUUUGCGAUAUAUGUGGAUAGUCGUGAAAAGAGUGAUUACACAAAUUGCGACAGAUAGGUCUCUGCGACAAUGCGCGCCCUGGCGUUGA